Messenger RNA from Drosophila kikkawai, 1872 nucleotides. It is a transcript of the gene Exd2, whose product is annotated as Exonuclease 3'-5' domain-containing 2. Gene Ontology annotation, molecular function: 3'-5' exonuclease activity; nucleic acid binding. Gene Ontology annotation, biological process: nucleobase-containing compound metabolic process. NCBI's taxonomy places the organism in Eukaryota, Metazoa, Arthropoda, Insecta, Diptera, Drosophilidae. Gene Ontology annotation, cellular component: cytoplasm; nucleus. The record is from RefSeq and is a predicted model, not a curated record.
AAAACCGAGUUGGCAGCCCACUGUCCCAAAAAGAAAACUAUGAGCAAGGAGUCUGGAGUGGUGGGCUCCAAGAAAUGGGCAAUUGUAGCCGCCGGUGUGGGCCUGGUUUACGUCCUGGUACGUCACAGGCAGAAGCUGCUGAUUCCACUGCGUCGAAUAUGGCCAACAGACAGUUUGCUGCCCCAUCGGCGCAUAGAAAUCAUAAAUUCCGCUCAGGAUCCGGCCACGCAAUGGGUUAUCAAUGAACUGAAACAACACUGCCAGAGCUUCAAGGUCUUGGGAUUCGACUGCGAAUGGAUCACGGUUGGCGGCAGCCGGCGCCCGGUGGCCCUCCUCCAGCUCAGCUCCCAUCGGGGUCUGUGCGCCCUGUUCCGCCUGUGCCACAUGAAGCAGAUACCCAAGGACCUGCGGGAGUUGCUAGAGGAUGACGCUGUCAUCAAGGUGGGCGUGGCCCCGCAGGAGGACGCCGUGAAGCUGUCCCACGACUAUGGAGUUGGCGUGGCCAGCACCCUGGAUUUGCGCUUCCUGUGCGUCAUGGCGGGUCACAAGCCCGAGGGCCUGGGAAAGCUGUCGCAGACACACCUGAACUAUACUCUGGACAAGAACUGGCGCCUGGCUUGCUCCAACUGGGAGGCCAAGCAACUGGAGCCUGCUCAACUGAAUUAUGCCGCCAACGAUGCCCUGGUGGCCGUGGCCAUUUAUCAAAAGCUCUCGAGGGAUCUGGAACCAAGAAACUUCUGGGAUCGCCGAUCGCUGGACGCCCAAAAGCUGCACAACAAGUUCGAACCCUUCCUGGACGUGGACUUCACCAAGGGCUUCUCUCUCAGCCUCACCGGCAACGGAGUCACCCGCACGAAAAACGCAGGAGCCUCCAAGUCGAAGAAACUGCUGCCCAAGAAGCAGCCAUGCCGAACCAUGACCACCCAGUCGAAGACCUUCUACGACAACUGCCUGCUCCAGGCGCCAGAUGGCGAACUCCUGUGCACCAUUGACAGACGCAAGGCGUCCUGGUAUUUGGAUCAAAAUCUGGGCACUCGGAUCAGCGAGGAGCCCUUCACAGUGCGCCUGAAUUUUGAGCCAGCGGGUCGAGCGGUGGGUGAUGUGGGUCGCUACUAUCAGACGCCCAAGGAGAACCAGUGCGUCGUUUGCGGCGAUCGGGAUGCGUAUAUACGGAAGAAUGUGGUGCCAAGGGAGUACAGAAAGCACUUUCCGCUGGUCAUGAAGUCACACACCUCACAUGACGUGCUGCUUUUGUGCCCCACCUGCCACCAGUUGAGCAAUAUCUCAGAUCUGCGGAUACGCACAAAGCUGGCUGUCCAGUGUGAGGCUCCUUUCAAGAAUGGAGAAGGACACGAGAAGUAUCGAAUUGAUCCGGAGCUGCGACGCGUCCAAUCCGCUGGCAAUGCUCUCCUCCAACACGGCUCGAAAAUACCCGCUGCAAAGGUGGCUGAAAUGCGUAGAACCCUUCUCGACUUCUACGCGGACCAAACAGAGAUAACAGAGGAGCUGCUGCGGCAGGCGGCCAGCGUGGAAUACCGCGUGGAGAAUACAGACUAUUGCCAGCAUGGAGAGCGGGUGGUGGAACGCUACCGCCAGCAAUUCGGCGGUCUGGUGGAGCUGGAGCGACUGUGGAGAGAGCACUUCCUGCACGCCAUGCAGCCACGCUUUCUGCCCGAUCUGUGGAAUGUCAACCACAAUGCCGACCGCCUGGAGGUGCGAGCCAGCGAGGGACGCGUGGACGAAGCCGAUCUGCAGGUGGCAGGAGUGGAUGUGAGACCCAAGGUCGAAUGAUCAUGUGUCUUUGUUGAGUUUAUGCCAAGGGCUUUGUACGUUUUUUUAAUUCAAUUUCAUUAAACAUAAACUAAAAUUUGA